AUGGCUUCCGCUGCGUGCGAGCAAAACGAAAUUUUACUCAUAAAAGGAUAUUCCUGGAGUCGGGAAGAGACCCUUCUCCUCAUUUCCUUGUACGAAGAAAAGCAAGAGAUGUUCCAAAAUGUUAACUAAAAGAAGAAACAAGUCUGGGAAGUGAUUGUGGCGAAUGCAAGUGGAGAGUGUCGAAAUAUUUCGCCGCGGGCUGACCAGUGCGAAGGCAAAUGGAAAGCUCUCACCCUUGGCUUUCGCAAAUGCGAAGAUCAUAACAGUCAAACUGGCAACGAAAGAAGAGAAUGUCCAUUUUACAAGGAGCUAUCGGAAGUGUAUGGCUACCGGCCUAAUGUUAGGCCAUAUGCCACGGCAAGCAGCUCAGGGCAAGGCGACUCCUUAAGGUGUCCUGAGAACGAUUCUGCGAAGUCAGAGAAGUCAAGCGACCAUGAUGUCAAGGAAAGAACACCUGAAACAAGCACAGCUACGAAGAAACGUAAGACAGUGGCAAGCAGCUCUACGACGCCCAAGAAACCUCGGUUGGGCUCUGGUGGACGAAACGAAUGUCUUGCAUGGUUUAAGGACUAUGCAGAGCAGAAACGUGUCGAGGAGGAGGCUCAGCGAGAAAAGGCUGAAAAACACCACAUAGAUAAAAUGGAGCUGCUCUUUGGCAUCUUGGGUGUCCUACAGGAUUUAAACAAAUGA
This is a messenger RNA of Pocillopora verrucosa, 690 nucleotides long. Lineage: Eukaryota; Metazoa; Cnidaria; Anthozoa; Scleractinia; Pocilloporidae. The record is from RefSeq and is a predicted model, not a curated record.